CGAGACCGCUGUAUAUAAGCUUGGUUAAGGAUCGAUGUGAGUAUAGACAGCCAGCAAGUGUCAGCAGGCAAAGUGUAACAAAUCAGUCCAGCCAAAUAAGCAAGAUGUACGCGAAACUCGCUCUCGUUGCCCUCUUGGUAGCCGUUGCCGUAGCCGCGCCCACUCCUGGUGGAUACGGUGGACACAAACACGUGACCAUCCACGUCCCCUACAAGGUGCACACGAUCCACCACCACCACGUCUCGAAGGUGCACGUCCCCGUGCACGUCCCCGUGGUGAAGGAGGUGCCCGUGAUCAAGGAGGUGCCGAUCUACAAGCACGUGCCCGUGCCGGUGAUCCAGCACGUGCCGUACCCGGUGAUCAAGAAGGUGGAGGUGGAGAAGCAGGUGUACGUGCCCGUGCACCACCAUGAGGAGCACGUCCACCACGGGUGGGAGGGCGAGUCGCUGUCACAUGGCUGGAACUGAUCGGUGCAUUGUUUUUUAGGUUAAGAUAGCAGUAAGUUCACGCUUCAAAUCAUCGUCAUUGUAAAUACAAGAACAUCAGUCAUUUUUGGUACAAGCAAAGUUCAAAAAGUGUACAAUAUAAUAUAAUGGAGUUUUGUGAUAUGAUUAGGCUAGAUACAUACUAUAAUAUGUAGCUGCGUAUGAUUUUUUAUGAUACCAUAGAUCGUGUGUAACUUGACUUUUUGAAGGCAUUUUUCUGUUAGUUCAUUUUAAUAGUGUUAAAUAUUUUUGAUAAAAAAUAGUUUUGAUGAUUAAUUUACAAAUACUAGUCAAUGAAUUGAAUUUCAUUCGACCAUCUUGUUAACCAUUUGAUUGUUAUUCAGUAUUAAAAAAUGAAAGUAAUGAUACCUAAUUAAAAGAUUUCACAGCGUGUAUCCAGCCUAAUCAAAUGUUUGCUCAAAUAAAAAGUACCUUAUUGUAUAUACAGGAACCAAAGAAAAUAAACGAUGAAUGUUUGUUUUUA
This is a messenger RNA of Colias croceus (clouded yellow), 969 nucleotides long. RefSeq lists its product as uncharacterized. The coding region runs from base 105 to 467 and encodes 120 amino acids. The transcript is spliced from 4 exons. NCBI's taxonomy places the organism in Eukaryota, Metazoa, Arthropoda, Insecta, Lepidoptera, Pieridae. The record is from RefSeq and is a predicted model, not a curated record.